Messenger RNA from Linum tenue, 2699 nucleotides. NCBI's taxonomy places the organism in Eukaryota, Viridiplantae, Streptophyta, Magnoliopsida, Malpighiales, Linaceae. The record is from the annotation of a GenBank genome assembly.
CUUUCAUCUUCCCAUUGGAUUUCCUCUCUCUAGCAACUCUGGUAUUAAAGAGAGAGAAGUUGGGGAUUGUGGAGCCCAAAACUGGACCUGUGCUUUGCUGGCUUCCUAGCUCUCCAUUGUUGGUCUUUUAUGGGGCUUGUCUGCUAAGAGAAAAAAGAAAUAAAAGAUAGAGGGGAGAGGAGGGAAGAGAGAGAAAGUUAGGGGGUGGGGCGACGGGCUUCAUCUCCUUCUUCUUCAUUUAACAAAGACUUGACCUUUAUCGAAAACCCACCACAUCCAUUUUUUUUCACUUCCCGUUCCUAAUUCCAUCUCCUUCCUCCUCCUUGCUUUCUCAACAGCAAAACCCAGUUGUGGGGGAAAGGAGAAGAAAUCCCCCGAAAAGCCUCACUUUGUUUCUUCCUUCAGUGAUUCUGUUAAACUUUCCCCUGCCCUCACCUCUUGAGGAAGGAUCCGCAGAUCUCAUCGAACCCCACAUGAAGUUUGUUUCUCAACUGUUGGGUGAUAAUAUAGGUAGGGACUUUGAGGAGAGGGAGAGAGGGAGCUCAGUCAAAUUUUGAUUGAUUGAUUAAUUUUGGUUCAGAGGCAAGUUCUUUGGGGUACAUGAUGAGGGGGAAAAGGAGGUGUUUGCUUUUGUUGAAAUUUUAGUUGAAUUUUGGUGGUUGAUUGGUUCUUGCUAAGUUGGGAUUUGGUCAUUUCUAAAGGUGAUUUUUUGAUGGCUUCAAUGUGAAUGGUUGGACCUUCUGGAGGAAGUUUGUAACUUUUUGUGUUUGCCCCCCUUAAUGGCCUGAAACUAACCAAUCUCUUCCUCUGUUGAAUGUGGUGACCAAACACAUGUCCAGUUUACCCGAUUCCCGUGUUCAUCUUUACUUGCUCCUUACAAAGGGUCCCCCUCUUUUGAUUUUUCCAUCAUUUGCGGCUUUGGGAUUCUAAGUUCUUGUAGAGGUGGACCGUUAUGGAUGGUUCUGCUGCAAAUUCACAUCUGAAACCAGCAGAAGUAAAAGGCGGCUGCUUUAGAUCCUGUUGAAGAGUGGUGAAGCGGGUAGGGGUUCAGAAACUGAGAUUUCUGCUGUCAAGUGCUGUGUUGAAUGCUGGUGAUUUGGAGGGUCGUGACUUGCCAAAAAAAAUUGGGAUGGUUGUUUGGUUGAGAUGAGGGAUGUUAUCUGCGCUGAUGAGCUUACUGAGGGCCUGUUUUCGGCCGAGUUCCGAUCAUUAUGGUCACUCAACUCCGGAAACCAGUGGUCGACAAGACGGGCUGUUGUGGUACAAGGACCAUGGGCAGCAUGUGAAUGGCGAGUUCUCUAUGGCAGUAGUGCAGGCCAACAAUUUGCUUGAGGACCAGAGUCAGCUUGAGUCAGGAAGUCUGAGCUCGCAUGAUUCUGGUCCAUUUGGUACUUUUGUUGGUGUUUAUGAUGGGCACGGAGGCCCUGAGACAUCUCGCUAUGUCAAUGAUCACCUCUUUCAGCAUCUAAAGAGGUUUACUUCUGAGCAACAGUCCAUGUCAGCAGAUGUAAUACGAAAAGCAUUUCAAGCAACGGAGGAGGGCUUCCUUUCGGUUGUGACGAGGCAAUGGCCGAUGAAGCCACAGAUUGCAGCAGUUGGUUCUUGCUGCCUGGUGGGUGUUGUUUGCAAUGAAAACCUUUACAUAGCUAACCUUGGUGAUUCCCGGGCUGUUUUGGGUCGAGCUGUGAAGGCGACAGGUGAAGUUUUGUCCAUUCAGCUGUCAGCUGAGCACAAUGCUUGCUAUGAGUCUGUAAGGCAGGAGCUGUUUUCUAUGCACCCUGAUGACUCAAAUAUUGUGGUUUUAAAGCAUAACGUAUGGCGUGUGAAAGGUCUUAUACAGAUUUCCAGAUCCAUAGGUGAUGUAUACUUGAAGAAGGCUGAGUUCAACCGGGAGCCUCUAUAUGCGAAGUUUAGGCUUCGGGAACCAUUCAAAAGACCUAUACUGAGUGCUGAUCCCUCCAUUUCAAUACAUAAACUACUACCUGUCGAUCAAUUCGUCAUUUUCGCAUCUGAUGGCCUGUGGGAGCACCUCAGCAAUCAAGAGGCAGUCGAUAUAGUUCAGAAUCAUCCGCGAAGCGUAAGGGAGUGCAAAGAGGCUGGUGAAGGCUGCACUACAAGAAGCAGCAAAGAAGAGGGAGAUGAGGUACUCAGACUUGAAGAAGAUCGACCGUGGGGUUCGUCGCCAUUUCCACGACGACAUCACCGUGAUCGUAUUAUUCCUCGACUCGAACCUCGUGAGCCGGGCGGCGACCAAUGGUGGCCUCGGAAACAAGAUCUCGAACAUAUCUGUUAGAGGGGGUGGAAUCAGCCUCCCUUCUAACACACUGGCUCCUUGUACUGCCCCAUCAGCCACCUGAUAGUGCCUUGGUAGACAAGGCAACUGGUGGGGAUGGAUUUGUUUUUCUAUCAAUAUUUUUGUUUCUCUUUAUAUGUUGCUUCUUUUCUUUUUCUUUGUUGUACUGGUUCUCAGUGUGAAUACCAACCAGAUUAGCUGCUUCCCACAAGAGUAAAACAGGCUCAGAAGAAGAGAAAUGGAGAAAGAUUGAUUCUUUUUUAUUUUUAUUUUAAUGUACAACUGUAACAUGUAACUUGGGAAACUGAAGAAUGCUUUGCACUCCUUUUCCUUUCAGGAAAAAAAAUAUAUGACCUCCCAUCAUCAAAAUAAUUUACAACCGUUGGAUGUUCGGGUAGUCAAGGGC